AUUUAUGAACACCCGUCCACCCUGCAGCACCCCUCUAGGACGGCGUGACCGCGUCAAUGAAGUGUGAAGACGACAUGGGUAGCCCCGUGUACCCGAGAUGACCGAUGAUUUGGUCCAAAUAAUCACUUCUUUUUGUCGCCAGAGAGGGAAACUUAAAACAAGGCUUGUUUUUGGAGUUCCACCUCCCCUCCUCUCUCCCCGUAGGAUUUGAUUCAAAGGCGAAAACCAAGAUGGCCGCCGACUCCGUGCAGGGGGAUGCCAGGGGCCAGCUGGUGGCGGAGCGACUGGGUCUGGGACACAAUCUGGACCUGUCCGACACAAUGGUUCAACAGAAGCUGGAUGAGAUCAAGGAGCAGAUCCGCCGCGAGAUCCGCAAAGAGCUGAAAAUCAAAGAAGGUGCCGAGAACCUGCGAAAGGUCACCACAGACAAGAAGAGCCUGGCUUAUGUCGACAACAUGCUGAAAAAAUCAAACAAGAAGGUGGAGGAGCUUCACCAGGAGCUGCAAGAGCUCAACGCCCACAUUGUGGUCAAAGACCCUGAAGAACUGCUAGAAUGCCCUUUGACCCCAGAUACUCCCAACAGUGAGGUGAGACUGUGCACCAGCAGCAGCCACCUCGCUGCCCUGAAAAGACAGAAUGACAUCGAGCUAAAGGUGAAACAGGGUGCCGAGAACAUGAUUCUGAUGUACUCCAACGGGCCCUCCAAGGAUCGCAAGUUGCUAGCGACUGCCCAGCAGAUGCUUCAGGACAGCAAGAUGAAGAUCGAGUUCAUCAGGAUGCAGAUCCUCAAGGCCAGCCAGGCCAGCGAGCUGAGUUUCGAGAACAACGAUGUGAUGGACAAGCCCAUCAUCAGCCCGUUGGACCUUCGGGUGGAGGAGCUGUGUCACCACGCCAAGAUAGAAUCCGCUGUGGCAGAGGGAGCCAAGAACGUCAUGAAACUCCUGGGCUCGGGAAAAGUCACAGAAAAGAAAGCCCAUUCAGAGGCCCAGGCUCGUUUUAACGAGUCCAGUCAAAAGCUCGACCUCCUGCGAUAUUCCUUGGAGCAACGCCUCAAUGAGUUGCCUAAAAACCACCCUCGCAGCAGCAGCAUCGUGGAAGAGCUUUCCCUGCUGGCGUCACCGGUCCUCAGUCCCCGAUCCAGCAUCAUCUCCACGCAGAACCAGUACAGCACCGUGACUAAGCCCGCUGCACUCACAGGUAACUUGGACAAAAGACACAAUGAUGCAACCACCACGGUUGUGAGCUCCCGGAACCUGACAAAGAGCGAGGAGCUCUCCAAUGAGAUCAGCGCAGUGUUGAAGCUGGACAACACGGUAGUCGGCCAAACAAGCUGGAGGUCGGUCAGUAACCAGGCCUGGGACCAGAAGUUUACAUUGGAGCUGGACCGGUCUCGUGAGCUGGAGAUCUCGGUGUACUGGCGUGACUGGCGUUCGCUCUGCGCUGUCAAGUUCCUGCGACUGGAGGACUUCCUGGACAACCAGCGUCAUGGGAUGUGCCUGUACCUAGAGCCGCAGGGGAUGCUGUUUGCUGAGGUAACAUUUUUCAAUCCCGUCAUUGAGAGACGACCAAAGCUGCAAAGACAAAAGAAGAUUUUCUCAAAGCAGCAAGGUAAAACCUUCCUGCGAGCCCCUCAGAUGAACAUCAACAUCGCCACCUGGGGCCGCCUGGUGAGAAGAGCCAUACCCACCGUCAGCACAAACUCCUUCAGCCCGCAGGCGGCAGAGACUGGGCCCAGCAGCCUGCCUGGCUCACCCACACCCAGCAGUGACCCGCUGGUGACCAAGCUGGACUUUGACAAAGAGCCCACCCCAGGACCCAAACAUUACCCAGCAGCCGAUGACAUCCGAGAACCACUGGUGCAGGACAAGAUUCCCGACAAGGAGGAAGUACAGGACGCACUCGCCUCUUUUGAUUUCUUGAACAAGAGGAACAGCAUGGCGCUGAAGCCAGACCUGGACCGAGCGCUGGAGCAGGAGAUGCAGCAUCCAGACCUGGAGCUCAUUGCCAUCCAGAAAGACACCGAGAUAAGGGAAGAAGAGCAGUUCCACUUCAGUCUCCAAGACUUCAAAUGUGUAGCAGUCCUUGGACGGGGUCACUUUGGAAAGGUGUUGUUGGCAGAAUAUAAAAGCACAGGAGAGAUGUUUGCUAUCAAAGCGCUGAAGAAAGGAGACAUUGUGGCUCGCGAUGAGGUGGACAGUCUGAUGUGCGAGAAGAGGAUUUUCGAAGCGGUCAACAGCGUCCGCCACCCGUUCCUGGUCAACCUGUUUGCGUGUUUCCAGACACAGGAGCACGUGUGUUUUGUCAUGGAGUACGCGGCGGGAGGCGACCUGAUGAUGCACAUCCACGCUGAUGUUUUCUCCGAGCCCAGGGCCAUAUUUUAUGCCGCCUGCGUCGUAUUGGGAUUACAGUUCUUACAUGACCAUAAGAUUGUGUACAGAGAUUUGAAGCUGGAUAACCUGCUGCUGGAUACAGAGGGCUAUGUUAAGAUCGCUGACUUUGGGCUUUGCAAAGAAGGAAUGGGUUUCAGGGACCGCACCAGCACGUUUUGUGGCACGCCAGAGUUUCUAGCUCCCGAGGUGCUGACUGAAACAUCGUACACCCGAGCCGUGGACUGGUGGGGGCUGGGCGUCCUCAUCUUUGAGAUGCUGGUUGGGGAGUCGCCCUUCCCCGGUGACGACGAGGAGGAGGUGUUCGACAGCAUCGUCAACGACGAAGUGCGCUACCCACGGUUCCUCUCCACCGAGGCCAUCUCCAUCAUGAGGAGGCUUUUGAGGAGGAGUCCAGAACGGCGACUGGGAGCAGGAGAAAGGGACGCAGAGGAAGUUAAGAAGCAUCUAUUCUUCAGGAACAUGGAUUGGAACGGACUGUUGGCUAAGAAGGUGAAGCCGCCGUUCGUGCCGACUAUUCAGGGCGCCAACGACGUGAGCAACUUCGACGACGAAUUUACCUCAGAGGCUCCGAUCUUAACCCCGCCCCGGGAGCCCCGAGCGCUGAACUCGGACGAGCAGAACAUGUUCUCUGACUUUGAUUACAUCGCCGACUGGUGUUAGCUUAGUCCGGGCCCCGUGUCUACACACACAAACACACAAUCACACACACACACACUGUGAACCAACCAACACAGCGAUGACUGUAGCUCACAUCAAUUUUUAAAACGUUCCUCUUCCUUGCCCAAAAUGUGGAGGAGGAGGAGCAGCGAGCGCGGCUCCCUGAGCCUUCGGGCAAAAACUCUGUGCCAUUGAGAAGAAAGUCCAGAAGCCUCCCGUGGGACCCCCCAUCCCCACUUAUUUUUUAAUCCACAUGAAGAACUAUUUUUUUUUUUUUUUUUUUUUUAAGAAAAAGAAAACAAAGAAACUCUGUUGUUGGAGAGUGAAGGAGGGACGUUUGUCCUCCGUGUCCAUUGUCUGACCACUGAGAAUGUUUUUCAUAUGAACUCUUGAGAAGACGGCAACAUCACAAUCCUGUUAUUCAGCGUCACUGUCUUCAGUUUAUUUCACCUGUACAGAUUAUAUUCAGUCGUAUAUUUUAUAGUUGCUUUUUUUUUUUUUUUUUCUUUUAUUGGCAAAGCCCUCGCCAUACCUUAAGGACAUUUUUAUCUCAUUGUAAAAGUUUGACAUUUCUGCCAGGCGUUCAAGUGAAUUUUUGAAGUGCUCAAAGCAUUCUCACUGAGCGGUCAGCUCCAACAAACAUCCUGACUACUACUACUACUGCUGCUGCUGCUUCUCGACUUGAACUCAAAGUCAGAGUCUUCACUACAUUGAUUUAGUUUAGUCCAGGGGCCCAGUCUGUGUCCACAGUCUUUCUCUUUGAUUCCAUGUCUACAUUCAAUCAUAAUACACAUCAUAAUAAUAAUAAUAAUCUUACUCUAAUAUCAAACCGCAGUCCAUCCAGUGUUAAAUGCUACUUGAGCUGUUAAAUUAACUACCAUCACUUAGUUUUUAUUUGGAAAUCAAUAUUGUAAGUGAAGUGAUAAUUAAAACAAUGCCUUCUGGCCCAAAGAAUUUAUGCAAAAUAUUGAAUAUUCUUUUGUCUAGUGCCCUCUAGUGGCUUUGUAGAUAAUUCAGCUGAACAGAGUUCUAAAGAUCAAAGUGCUGCUUGGUAUUGCAGUAUCUUUUGGAGCAAUAAGAUCAAACAUUAAAUUAUUUUUUUGUUCAGUUGGAUUUCCAUUUUUUUUUUUAUUUUAAUUUUUCCUUGCUCAACGAACAGCCGUUUGGGGUGAACCUGACAGCAUUUUUCUAGUUACCUCAGUCAGUGAAAAAACACUAAUAUGAGUCGCACAGUUAAAAGCUACAAAAACCAAAUUCAUCCUGUCCCCCUUGAAGCAGCAGACAAACAACUCCUCAUGGUUUAAGUUAAGAAAGAGAGAGAGGAAAAAAUAAAAAUAAAACGAUCGAUGGACUGACAGUGGACCCAAUGACUGAUAAAACAAAGAUGUGUUGUGCAGAAAUCCAUAAGACAAGUGCCGAACUGGUCUGGUUUAUUCUAGGGGUUUGUCAAAAUGCCCUUUUUAAAUGCUUCCCACACUGUUCUGUGAUCAUUUUAUAAUAUAUCAGUUUUUCCAGUCUGGCACAGUGGAACCAGCUGGUGACUUUUGUCAAUUUGCAUAUAUAUAUAUAUAUAUAUAUAUAUAUAUAUAUAUAUAUAUAUAUAAAAACUGACUCAAAAUGUUGGAGACCUGUUGAUAUGAAAUCACUACAGGGGAGGGCAGGGUAUAUUAUAUAUACAUACUGUAUGUACACAAGCUGAAAGCACUAAUUUUAUCAAUAGUUUUUAAUUAUCUACAUUUCUUAAUGAUGAAAAUAGAUUGUACAAAGUUUUUUGUUUUUUAUUCUUUGCCUGUGCAUGUUGUUGCCAGAACAGACAAAAACUUUAUGGAUGGUACACCAGCACUCAAGUCUCAACUGUUGCAGAUCACCCAAAUAAGAGUGGUUUCUGCAGUUGUUGCCCAUCAUGAAUGCACAAAUUAAACAUUUGUAAUAGUG
Messenger RNA from Perca fluviatilis (European perch), 4982 nucleotides. It is a transcript of the gene pkn2a, whose product is annotated as protein kinase N2a. Gene Ontology annotation, biological process: signal transduction; protein phosphorylation. Gene Ontology annotation, molecular function: ATP binding; small GTPase binding; protein serine/threonine kinase activity. Lineage: Eukaryota; Metazoa; Chordata; Actinopteri; Perciformes; Percidae. The coding region runs from base 231 to 3050 and encodes 939 amino acids. The record is from RefSeq and is a predicted model, not a curated record. The transcript is spliced from 23 exons.